AUGGGUGGGGCCCUGGGGCCAGCCCUGCUGCUCACCUCCCUCCUCGGUGCCUGGGCAGGGCUGGGCCUGGGGCCGGGCGAGCAGGCUGUGACGGUGGCCGUAGUGUUUGGCAGCUCGGGGCCGCCCCAGGCCCAGGCCCAGGCCCGGACCCGCCUCACCCCCCAGAGCUUCCUGGACCUGCCCUUGGAGAUCCAGCCGCUCACCGUGGGGGUCAACAACACCAACCCCAGCAGCCUCCUCACCCAGAUCUGCGCGCUCCUGGGGGCGGCUCGCGUCCAUGGCAUCGUCUUUGAGGACAACGUGGGUACCGAGGCCGUGGCCCAGAUCCUCGACUUCAUCUCCUCCCAGACUCACGUGCCCAUCCUCAGCAUCAGUGGGGGCUCCGCUGUGGUCCUCACCCCCAAGGAGCCGGGCUCCGCCUUCCUGCAGCUGGGCGUGUCCCUGGAGCAGCAGCUGCAGGUGCUGUUCAAGGUGCUGGAGGAGUACGACUGGAGCGCGUUCGCCGUCAUCACCAGCCUGCACCCGGGCCACGCGCUCUUCCUCGAGGGCGUGCGCGCCGUCGCCGACGCCAGCUACCUGAGCUGGCGGCUGCUGGACGUGCUCACCCUGGAGCUGGGCCCCGGCGGGACGCGCGCGCACACCCAGCGCCUGCUGCGCCAGAUCGACGCCCCGGUGCUGGUGGCCUACUGCUCGCGCGAGGAGGCCGAGGUGCUGUUCAAGGAGGCGGCGCACGCCGGCCUGGUGGGGCCCGGGCACGUGUGGCUGGUGCCCAGCCUGGCUCUGGGCAGCACCGACGCGCCCCCCGCCGUCUUCCCCGUGGGCCUCAUCAGCGUGGUCACCGAGAGCUGGCGCCUCAGCCUGCGCCAGAAGGUCCGCGACGGCGUGGCCAUCCUGGCCCUCGGCGCCCACGGCUACCGGCGCCAGCACGGCGCCCUGCCCGCCCCGGCUGGGGACUGCCGCGGCCACCCCGGGCCGGUGAGCCCUGCCCGGGAGGCCUUCCACAGGCACCUCCUGAACGUCACCUGGGAGGGCCGGGACUUCUCCUUCAGCCCCGGCGGGUACCUGGUCCAGCCCACCAUGGUGGUGAUCGCCCUCAACCGGCACCGCCUCUGGGAGAUGGUGGGGCGCUGGGACCACGGCGUCCUCCACAUGAAGUACCCAGUGUGGCCUCGCUACAGUGCGUCCCUGCAGCCCGUGGUGGACAGCCGGCACCUGACGGUGGCCACGCUGGAAGAGCGGCCCUUUGUCAUCGUGGAGAGCCCGGACCCUGCCACCGGCGGCUGUGUGCCCAACACCGUGCCCUGCCGAAGGCAGAGCAACCACACCUUCAGCAGCGGGGACACAGCCCCCUACACCAAGCUCUGCUGCAAGGGCUUCUGCAUCGACAUCCUCAAGAAGCUGGCCAAGGUGGUCAAGUUCUCCUACGACCUGUACCUGGUGACCAAUGGCAAGCACGGCAAGAGGGUGCGCGGCGUGUGGAACGGCAUGAUCGGCGAGGUGUACUACAAGCGGGCGGACACCAUCGGCUCCCUCACCAUCAACGAGGAGCGCUCCGAGAUCGUGGACUUCUUCGGUGCCUUCGUGGAGACGGGCAUCAGCGUGAUGGUGGGAAGCAAUGGCACCGUGUCCC
Myotis lucifugus (little brown bat) is the source of this 1630-nucleotide messenger RNA. RefSeq names its product glutamate receptor ionotropic, NMDA 2C-like. Gene Ontology annotation, cellular component: postsynaptic membrane; NMDA selective glutamate receptor complex; plasma membrane. Gene Ontology annotation, molecular function: transmitter-gated monoatomic ion channel activity involved in regulation of postsynaptic membrane potential; NMDA glutamate receptor activity. The record is from RefSeq and is a predicted model, not a curated record. NCBI's taxonomy places the organism in Eukaryota, Metazoa, Chordata, Mammalia, Chiroptera, Vespertilionidae. Gene Ontology annotation, biological process: excitatory postsynaptic potential; long-term synaptic potentiation; synaptic transmission, glutamatergic.